AUGUUACUAAAGAACAAGCAUUUUAUUGGACAAGUUCCCUUGAAUGACGAUAUCCAUUCCGUCUCAUUAUAUUGUUUUCGACAUUUUUUAUUACAUCUUAAUAUUGGACCAUUUGUUUUCUUUUAUUUAACAUGGUUUGCUAUUUGGACAUAUCAUUUUGGUUUAUCUCAAUAUCCAGAAUUGGGCGUCAUUAUUACUGUCAUAAUAGCAAUCUUUCAUGUUAUCACAUGUUUGUUUUGUUACUGGUUUGUCGAAGUUCGAGCAUUUAUGCAAUGUUAUCCAGAAAGAAUGCCAUCAAGAGCUGAAGUUGUGGUAGUAAAACCAACGGCGAAUAAUGGCUACCCAGAAAUGGUCCCAUUACGUCAUGGGCCGGAUCCUCAUACUCACAAACCGCAAGCGUGGUUUAUAUUUCAAAAAUCUCGUUAUAUCUACGAUGAAAGUGAAAAAAAAACAUUUCAGACAAUCGAUUAUCCGUUAUCAAAUUCGUUUCAUACGUAUUUACAAUCAAAAGGACUACAAAACGAUGAAAUCAGUCAAGCAACAUGGAAUUUUGGUUCGAAUAAAAUGGUUAUUGAUAUUCCAAAAUUUAUUGAUUUAUUCAUUGAACGUGCUACAGCUCCAUUUUUUGUUUUUCAAGUAUUUUGUGUGCUAUUAUGGUGCCUAGACGAAUAUUGGUACUACAGUUUACUGACGUUGUUUAUGUUAAUAACAUUUGAAGUAACAUUAGUUCAACAACAAAAACGUAAUAUGGAAACAAUUCGGACAAUGGGUAAUCAGCCGUAUAAAAUUUCCGUUUAUAGACAACGAAAAUGGAUUAAAAUCGAUACGACGGAGAUUUUACCGGGAGAUAUUUGUUCGGUAUUGCGAACAAAUGAUAAUAAUCCAUUACCAUGUGAUAUGCUACUAUUAAGAGGACAAUGUAUUGUUGAUGAAUCAAUGUUGACUGGAGAAUCUAUACCUCAAAUGAAGGAACCUAUUGAGAAUGUCGAUGAAAAUAUGGUGUUCGAUUUUGAGCGUCAUGGAAAACUUCAUGUAUUAUCUGCCGGAACAAAAAUUGUUCAACAUACGCCACCAGCGAAAAUGCAAGGUGGAAUGAAAUCUCAAGAUAAUGGUUGUAUAGCUUAUGCAUUACGUACUGGGUUUAGUACAUCACAAGGAAAAUUAUUGAAAACGAUACUUUAUAGUGUUAAACGUGUGACAGCAAAUAAUUUCGAAACAUUUUUAUUUAUUUUAUUUUUACUUGUAUUUGCAAUUAUUGCUGCUGUUUAUGUUUGGACAGAAGGUACAAAAGAUCCAAAACGUAAUCGUUACAAAUUAUUUAUUGAGUGUGCUUUAAUCCUUACAUCUGUUGUUCCACCUGAGCUGCCGAUUGAACUAUCAUUAGCGGUGAACACAUCAUUAAUUGCUUUAGUUAAACUAUUCAUUUAUUGUACAGAACCAUUUCGAAUACCAUUUGCUGGUAAAGUGGAUAUAUGUUGUUUUGACAAAACUGGAACAUUGACAAGCGAUGAUCUAGUUGUUGAAGGUGUGGCAGGAAUUGGUUCAGCUGAUAGUCUCAUGACAGGUAGAGACUCAAUAUCGCCUGUUAAACAAGUAUUAUUGACUUGUCAUUCAUUGGCUAAUCUUGAUGGUGAUAUCAUUGGUGAUCCGUUAGAAAAAGCAACAUUAAAUUCACUUGAAUGGACAGUAACAAAAGGUGAUACAGUUGUACCUUUGAAAGGUCGUUCAGGUCGAUGGCAAAUAUUCCAACGGUAUCAUUUUUCCAGUGCGUUAAAACGAAUGAGUGUUAUUGCUGGACAUACAUUGCCAACAGGUGAAACAAGUUAUAUAGGUGCUGUCAAAGGAGCACCAGAAACAUUAAAAGCAAUGUUUAGAAAACCUCCAGAGAGAUACGACGACAUCUAUUUACGUUUAUCGCGACAAGGUGCACGAGUAUUGGCAUUGGGACAUAAAAGUCUUGGUGUUCUUAGUUUUCAACAAGUUCGAGAGCAAACCCGUGAUACAAUUGAACAAGAUUUAGAAUUUUGUGGCUUUGUUGUCUUAUCAUGUCCAUUGAAACCCGAUUCAAAAGCAAUGAUCAAAGAACUUUUACAUUCAUCUCAUCAUGUAAGUCAUUUUGUAGACAACACUUCAUUCUAA
This is a messenger RNA of Didymodactylos carnosus, 2139 nucleotides long. NCBI's taxonomy places the organism in Eukaryota, Metazoa, Rotifera, Eurotatoria, Philodinida, Philodinidae. The record is from the annotation of a GenBank genome assembly.